GGGGCGGGGCGGGGGCGCCGCUGGAGAAAGAUGGCAAGGUCUCUCAUCCAAGCGUGCCGCAGUCUGGCUCUCUCAACAUGGCUGCUUUCCUUUUGUUUCGUACAUCUGCUCUGCCUGGACUUCACCGUGGCCGAGAAAGAGGAAUGGUACACCGCUUUCGUGAACAUCACCUACGCAGAGCCGGUGCCGGACUCUGGGGCUGGGGCGGUAGGCAGUGGUGGCGGCGGCGGCGGUGGUGGCGGCAGCGGAGCCGGAGCCGAGCUGCACACGGAGAAGACCGAGUGCGGGCGCUACGGGGAGCACUCGCCCAAGCAGGACGCCCGCGGGGAGGUGGUCAUGGCCAGCUCAGCCCACGACCGCCUGGCGUGCGACCCCAACACCAAGUUCGCGGUGCCGACACACGGCAAGAACUGGAUAGCCCUCAUCCCCAAGGGCAACUGCACCUACAGAGAUAAGAUCCGGAACGCGUUCCUGCAGAACGCCUCCGCCGUGGUCAUCUUCAACGUGGGCUCCAACACCAACGAGACCAUCACCAUGCCCCACGCAGGUGUAGAAGACAUAGUGGCCAUAAUGAUUCCUGAACCAAAAGGGAAGGAGAUUGUGAGCUUGCUGGAGAGAAACAUCACUGUGACCAUGUCCAUCACCAUUGGGACCCGGAACCUGCAGAAAUACGUGAGCCGCACCUCAGUUGUGUUCGUCUCCAUCUCCUUCAUUGUCCUGAUGAUCAUCUCCCUCGCAUGGCUGGUCUUUUAUUACAUCCAGAGGUUUCGAUAUGCAAAUGCCAGGGACAGGAACCAGCGUCGACUGGGAGAUGCAGCCAAGAAAGCCAUCAGCAAGCUCCAGAUCAGGACCAUCAAGAAGGGUGACAAGGAAACAGAGCCCGAUUUUGACAACUGUGCAGUUUGUAUUGAAGGUUACAAGCCCAAUGACGUGGUCAGGAUCCUGCCCUGCCGGCAUCUUUUCCACAAGUCCUGUGUUGAUCCCUGGCUUCUAGACCAUCGCACCUGUCCCAUGUGCAAGAUGAACAUUCUUAAAGCCCUAGGGAUCCCGCCCAAUGCCGACUGCAUGGAUGACUUACCCACAGACUUCGAGGGCUCUUUGGGAGGUCCACCAACCAAUCAGAUCACAGGAGCAAGCGACACGACAGUGAAUGAAAGUUCAGUCACUUUAGAUCCUGCUGUCCGGACUGUGGGUGCCCUGCAGGUGGUUCAGGAUGCAGACCCCACCCCCCAGGAUGGAGAAAUCAUCUUUACCACCAACAGUGAGCAGGAGCCGGCUGUCAGCAGUGACUCUGACAUCUCUUUGAUUAUGGCAAUGGAAGUUGGACUGUCUGAUGUAGAACUUUCCACUGACCAAGACUGCGAAGAGGUGAAAUCCUGAAAUGGCAAAUACGGAAGACAGAGAUCAAGGGGCCCAUGGGGAGGGCAUGGAGGAGUGCGCCAAGACUUGAAGAGGCCCACACGCCUCCAGAACACCUGGCCAACUCCAGGGCACUUCCUGCAAGAAUGGAAAUGAAAAGCAAUAUCCAAAGUCACAUAAACCAAGAUGCAUGUGUGCAUCUCUUUGACAGCCCAUGGCCUUGACAGGUUAGAAUUUGAAAGGAUUCCCCCUCAUUUCCUUGUAGACAUACACUUCCAAAGCUCCUAAAACAGACGCUUGAAAGGACACCGUGAGAGUUUCUAGGCUUCCUUGUAACUUUUUCCAGAUUGAUAUUAUCAUCCUUGUUUUAGGAAUAUAUGUGUUGUUUAGUUUC
Molecule: messenger RNA, 1753 nt
Organism: Ochotona princeps (American pika)
Lineage: Eukaryota; Metazoa; Chordata; Mammalia; Lagomorpha; Ochotonidae
Gene: RNF150
Product: ring finger protein 150
Exons: 7
Coding region: 31-1380 (449 amino acids)
Source: RefSeq, a predicted model, not a curated record